Ipomoea triloba (trilobed morning glory) is the source of this 862-nucleotide messenger RNA. Its product is annotated as non-specific lipid-transfer protein-like protein At2g13820. Gene Ontology annotation, biological process: lipid transport. The transcript has 2 exons. The coding region runs from base 62 to 619 and encodes 185 amino acids. Gene Ontology annotation, molecular function: lipid binding. The record is from RefSeq and is a predicted model, not a curated record. NCBI's taxonomy places the organism in Eukaryota, Viridiplantae, Streptophyta, Magnoliopsida, Solanales, Convolvulaceae.
CCAACCAUCUUAUCUCAAUUUUUCAUACAUUCGAUCCUUGUUGUCGUCAAGGUUUCUUGUAAUGGCUUCCAAGGUGGCUGAGGUGGGUUUAGUCGUGGCUGUUGUCGCCAUGAUGAUGCUGUGGAACGGAGCGACGGCUCAGUCUAACAGCUGCAUGAGCUCACUGGUUGGUUUGACGCCGUGCUUGACUUACGUCACCGGGAAUUCGUCGGCGCCGUCGUCGUCGUGCUGCGCGCAGCUCUCCGGCGUGGUUCAGUCCAACCCGCAGUGCCUUUGCCUGUUGCUCAACGGCGGAGGCUCGAAUCUCGGCGUCAAUAUUAACCAAACUCUCGCCCUCGCCUUGCCCGCCGCCUGCAAGGUUCAAACUCCUCCGGUCAGCCAAUGCAAUGCUGCUGUGCCGGCGAGUUCUCCGGUUGGUUCCCUAGCACCGCCGCCGUCGGAGGCGAAGGAAACGCCGCCUCAAGUUCCCAACACGCCGGCAGGGUCUAAAACGGUUCCCUCGACAACAGCCGGCGGCCCCACAUCGGCGGCUGAUGGCACGGCGGCGAAAGCUUCUUUCCGUUUUCUGGGUUUCCUCGUAUUCGCUGCAACAUUAUUUAUGGCUGGUUUUGGAAUCUAAUUUCCGACGGCAUCGGCGUGAUCAUACCAGCAUACAAUGCAUCAUUUCUACUCGAUGGAGAGGGAGCAGCUUUUGACUUGUACCAUUAUUGUAUCAAUUCCGAAACCUGUCAUUAUUCUUUGUUAAUUAGUUUGUGUUUUUGAGUAACUGGUCUGGUGUGAUUAAUUAUAUUGAUUGUACUGUAAUGCUUGGUAUUUGCUUCGCUAUGAGAGUUUGCAAUAUAUUGUUCCAUUUUCAUUCUCA